AUGUUCUUUCGUUCUAUUAGGAAUAGAAACUUGACAACUGGCAUCUCAAGACUUCAACUUCAAGAUCAGGGAUUAUGGAUCUGUUAUAAUGAUGAAUGCGUCUCUUUACCAGAAAAUAUCUUGGAAAUAUUUAAUGUAGGUAACCUUAUUCCAAUAAUAAAAGUGCAGUUAAAAAUAAAAGGAGAUAUCGCCAUUCGCAAUGGGAGUGAUAUCUUGGAGAAAAGAUCCCUUGCUCAAGCUGGAGUUGACCUCACCAAUAUUUUACAUCUGGCUUCACAAAAAAUUCAUAAUUUUAAUAAAAACAAGAAAAAAGAUCAUCUUGCUAACCUUGUAUGCAUAUCCUGUUCUUUUGCUCUUGAAGUUUGUCCUCAAAUUGCAAAGGUAAAAAUGUUAAUAGCGUCUCAUAUGAUAACUGCUAUAGGUAUAUCAGAUGAUCGUAUAGACCUUCUUUGCACAUAUCCUUCUAAUCCUAUCCUUGCAUCUGAAGCAUUAAAAGAAAUCAUUAAAUUCAGCUGUGGAGUAGUUGAGGCAAGAGAAAGAGAAGAGCUUGUCAGUCGCAUCUUAUUUUUGAAAGCAUAUGUUCAUGCUGUAAAAAUAAAUCAGUUACCACCAGUUACAUACUUGAAAAAGAUUCCCUUAUCAAUAUUUUUGAAAGCUCUCUGUAAAGGAAUUGAUGAAAAAAUUGAUGAUCUUCUUGUAAAGAUGCAUAUAAAUGAAGCAGAAAUUGUUCCUGCUUUAGUUCAUCCUAGGUCCACCUUUGAUAACAAUAAUUUUAAAGGUAUUAUUCUGGGUAUUUAUAUUGACUCUGGUACAAGCAAUCAAAGUAUAGAUAUAAAAGAGGUAGAUUCUAUAGUUACGAG
Funneliformis geosporum is the source of this 860-nucleotide messenger RNA. NCBI's taxonomy places the organism in Eukaryota, Fungi, Glomeromycota, Glomeromycetes, Glomerales, Glomeraceae. The record is from the annotation of a GenBank genome assembly.